ACUCUCACCUGUCUGCACCAUCUAACAGGCUGGAUGUGAUGCUGACAUUGACCCCUCUGUUGGUCUGUUUCCUCCAGGAGGUCUGAAGAUGUCCAAUGAAAAGGGUCCAGAGGUGGUGGGAUGUGAUGCUUCCAUCAUGAAGAACGUGUGGGAGAUCCGAAUGAGGGAGAUCGGAGAGCGGAUGCGUCUGGAGCAGGAGCGCCUGGAGAAGAGCGCUUUGCCCAUCAUCAACAAGGACUGGGCCAAUCGUAUGACUGCCAAGAUGGGAAAAUACAAAAGAGUGGAGCGAAAAGCUAAACCUUCAGAUAGCCAAACAGAUGAAAAUAUCUGGAAAAGCAAACAACCAUUGGUUCCUCAGGCUGUUCCCUUUGGUAGAGGUUCAGGGCCCCUCGGCAGACCAGGAUUCCAGCCAAAAAGCUUCUCUUCUCAAACCCCACAUCUCAAGGACAAGAAAGGGCAAAACAAGAGUUUUAGCAAACUACAGUUACUGUUGUCAAUCACCCAAACUCAGCCUUCAACCCUGGUGUGGGGGAAGGCUUGGAAGUUCAACAAGUCCUUACCUUCACCAGCAGAGGGCCAAAGUGUAAGAUCAGACUGGGGGCAGUGCUGGAUGUUUGCCUCCUAUCAACCUUGCUCCGAAGAAGGCAAGCCUUGGCCAAACGAGCAGAACAUGGUGGAUCUACAGAAGUAUCAGCACUGGAGGAAAGUCAACUGUAGGAUGGUUGAAUCACAGGAGCUAGACCUAAAGCUACCUACUGAAGAAUGGCAGACAUCAUGGAAACGAUCUGAGAAAAUCCAGAAGGAUUGUGCUGAAAAUGAUGGGAAAGUCUCCAAAUAUGGACUCUUUGCCUCCCUGGUUGAAACCCAUCGCCAUAAUGAAAUCUUAAGUUCAUCAGAGUGGACCGAUUCAUGGAGGUCCACUAAGCCAGUAGACCAGCAGGAUUUCAGCACUGUCCCAAAUGAAGGUUUGUUGAUUGUGACUGUCAGGGACAUCAAAGACAUGGAAGACGGAAUAAGUUCUGAAUGGGAGCAAUGCUGGAGGCUUCUCAACCACCACACUAGUAACAGUUCCAAGCAGAGCGCUCAUCAGCAGAGCGCUCACAGCCCAGAGUGGAUCAAUUCAUGGAGAACAGCAGCAGCUGUCUUCAACAACAAACAGAGUAACUUUCAGGACCACGGUCAUGGCUUUGAUGAACAUGUCCCACUAAGGGGUGGUUUUCACAAAAUCACCUUUGCAUCUCAUAAGAGACAGCUUCAGAUGUUUGAUCAAUUUGAAGCGAUUAAUGAUUGGAACAAGUCAUGGGAGAUAUCAAAGAACAACUCAAAGCCAUGUGCAGAAAUAGAUAAAGUACUUAAAGCCUUACCACCAAAGAUGGAUGUUGAGACUCAAAGGGCAGAGAAGACGCCUCAGGUCAAUUCAUCUGAGGAAGCAGACCCACGUUAUGAGCAACUGAGACAUGAUGUCAUACAUCACGCAAAGAAGAAACUCCCCAAGUCAAAGCUACUUCUUCUGAAGUACCUGCAAAAAAUACAACCACCUUCAGAAUGGAGGGAGUCUUGGAAGUUAAUAAAACACAGAAUGAGACAAGAGAGGAGAAGGUACAAGCUGGAUCCUCUAUAUCCUUUCAAAGAAUCUGAGAAAGGGGAAGACUUAAAGCCCAGUGCCUCAGAGUGGAAAGACUCCUGGAACUUUCUCUCCCUGCCUCUGAAUCAGAGCCCUGAACUUUGGCAACAACCUUGGUUAAACACAACACAGAUCCGGGUGAACUGGGAGAGGCACCAGAAUGAGAUUUCAGUUGAAAAAUUCCCUAAAAAUGGCCCAACAAGUGAGAGGGUUUGGGGAGAAUCCUGGAAAUUCUCAAGAUACCAGAAUAGUUUAGAUGUUACACAGAGCAAAGAACAAGUUGGCAAAGAAAAGUUAGGAGUUCCUUGUAUCUCAAGCAAACAUCAAAGCUACACUGGGUUGAUAACAGAUUGGCAAAAUGCUUGGAUGAUCUCAGAAACACAGUUAAGCCAUGACAAACCAUCUUUUGUCGAGUGGAGGGAAGCCUGGCAGUGGUCCUACCACACACCCCACUGGAUCGGCCAAAGGUGGGUGGAAGAAUCUACAAAAAUCCGACUUCCAAAACAGAUAUCCUUUGAAGGAGCUGAAGAUAAAAGUAGCCACUCAUUUCAAAACAAGAUAUUUAGCCAAAGAUACCCUGAGAAAGAGUGGGCCUCUUCGUGGAGUGCAAAAUCCCUUUCAAGCAAUCAACCAAACUACAGUGGGUCAACUCUGCAGCAACAUCCCAUUGUGAGUGAGUACGAAUGUCAUUGGGGAAGAUCAUUCAGGCUCGCCAACCCAAUGCCCCAACUGGAUCAACCUUGGAUUGAGUCAUCCACCAACCUUUACUCCUACUCAAUUAUGUGGUCAAGAACAAAUAAGAUGCAAAACAACACUAAAUCCCUGCUAAACAAAAACUUUGCUCCAGCCACAUUUUGGGCAAAUUCACACCGGUUCCUGCAGAAUACCAAUGCUCAGGUUAAAAACAAAUCUAGGUCCAAAGAAGUUGGUGAUCCAAAGGUGAUUUUAGCAAAAAAUAUAAAAAUCAGGAAGCUUUUGUACCUUGGUUUGGAGAAGGAGAAACAAUCUGAGAGAAAGUGGGCAGGAUGCCACCUCCUGGGUAAAACCCAGCCUCGUCGAAAGAAAAGCCAGAGUUCAAGCAGUAAGCUUAAGCCUGAAGACAAUGUCAACAAGUUCCUGGCAGAAUGGAUGGAGUCUUGGAGGUUCCUGGUCUGUCCUGAAAGCAUCAAAAUACAAAAGAGUUUUAAGCCGCUCUUGGGUUGGGAGGAGUCCUGGAAGUUCCUCCUUCCAUCCUACUGACCUUAAGAAGAAUAAAAGCCUUUAGGUCUCUGUUAUAACUUAAGUCAUUAAAGAACAGAUGGCCAUAGUGAUGAUUUGCCCAUAAAACAUGAAUUUGUUUUUGAUGGUUGGAUUAGUGGGAGAGGGGUCUAUUACAGAUAAAUAAAUUAGAAAAGUGUAGUUUAGAAUGACUGUUUAAGAAUAAAAGGAAAAGAGGAAAAUGGAUAAAGAUAAGGAUGUCGAGAGGAAAACUGGAAGUGCAGUCUUACAUUAUACUAUU
This is a messenger RNA of Cyprinodon variegatus (sheepshead minnow), 3122 nucleotides long. RefSeq lists its product as uncharacterized. Lineage: Eukaryota; Metazoa; Chordata; Actinopteri; Cyprinodontiformes; Cyprinodontidae. The coding region runs from base 89 to 2863 and encodes 924 amino acids. The record is from RefSeq and is a predicted model, not a curated record. The transcript is spliced from 2 exons.